AGAAUAAUAUUAAGAAGAAAAACCUGUUGACAUAAAUUAAGAAAAAUAAAAUAAUAAUGAUGAUAGUAAAUAAAAAUAAAUUUUGGAAGAAAAAUAAGAUAACGAAAAAGACUAAUUAGAAAAAAACAAAUAAUAAUAAACAGGAAAUACUGAAAAUGAAUAAACAUAAUAAGAUCAAAAAGACAAUAAUAACGAAGAUAAAAAUUAAGAUUAAAAAAUAACAAUGAAGAAAAUAUAAAAGAAGAUGUCAAAUAAGAACAUGAAGUGAAAGAUUAAAAUAUUGAUACAGUAAAUUAAGAUGAUAAUAUAAAUAAUGAAAAAGAAUAAUAAAUAUAAUAAGAAGAUCUAGAUAAUAAUAUUUCUAACACUUUAAUAAAUUAAUGGGAAUAACAUAUGUAAGAUUUUGUUCCUGAUGACAUGCUUACAUUUUCAUUAUAGAAUUAUUCUGAAGAAAUUUUUGUCGAAGAUGUACUUGCCCCAACAUAAUUAAGAGGAGCUUAUUUUGUUGCGUAUAAUUCAGAAGAAAAUAUUAACUUUUUUAUAAGAGAUCCUUAAAAAAAGUUGUUUUUACUAAACUAAAUACUAGGGAAGGUAUCUUUAUUAUUGAUGCUGUUUAAGGGGAAUACUAAUUUAUUUUUUCUAAUUUAAAAGGCUCUGAAAAAAAAUCUAUCACAUUUACUUUAGAUGUUACAAAUAAUGAAGAAUCUCAUUUAAAACAUGAACAUUUAGACCCAGUAGAUAAAAUAUUAGAACAUGUAAUUUAAGGUAUUAAGACUUAUUUGAAUGAAUAAAGAUUUUAUUCUAAAAGAUAAUAAAGUUAACUUGAAUCAGUAAUGUAGGCUCAUAAUAAAUUACUUACUUUUUCUGUUUUGGAAAAUUUAAUUGUUAUUUUGGCUUCUAUUUGGCAAAUUUAUUAUAUUAAAAAAAUUUUAGAUAAUAAAAGAAUAGUUUGAAAAAAUUAAUUUUAUUAAUUUUUUUUUUAAAAAAAAACAUA
Messenger RNA from Ichthyophthirius multifiliis, 994 nucleotides. RefSeq lists its product as hypothetical. Lineage: Eukaryota; Ciliophora; Oligohymenophorea; Hymenostomatida. The transcript is spliced from 4 exons. The record is from RefSeq and is a predicted model, not a curated record.